CGCAUUCAGAGUUCACUUCAACGUUCGCGACGAGUGAGAAGCGCGUCAGUGAGGAAGGCCAGACAGCUUCAUACUGUUUUCCAGGACUGUGGCAGCAAAACGACGCGUCUAAAUACUGCCCGCUCGAAAAGUUUUACAACAGCACCGCGUUUCGAACAUUAUCGACUGCUUUAGACACAAAAAUGGGCAAGCGCAAAUCAUCGAGCAAGCCGCAGGGGACGAAGAGGAAAGAGAAGCUCCCGACGACAUUCCAAUGCCUGUUCUGCAACCACGAGAAAAGCGUCUCCGUCUCCAUUGAGAAGAAGUCGGGCGUCGGCAAUCUGCAGUGCAAGGUCUGUGGACAGACGUUCCAGACAAACAUCAACUAUCUUUCUGCGCCCGUCGAUGUCUAUGCCGACUGGAUAGAUGCCUGCGAUGCCGUCGCGAAAGAGGCUGCGGCUGGCAGGGCUACUGAACCAUCGACCUUCCGCACCGGCGCGCUUCCAAAGCCCUCGAAUGACGACGACGAUGACGACGAUGGGUUCAUCGAGCAGGACGAACUGGAUGCCGAGGGUGAAUAUGCGGACUAGAGCAUGUUUGUAGGGCCAGUGUACAUCAUACGGCUUGGUGAGUUGGAGUUAGGAUUCGCAUCUGAGGCGUUCAGGGUAUACCAAGGAAAAGAGGCCCACGGUUUCACGGCGUUCUCUUUGCAAGCUCGUGUAUAGUAAUGUGGAACAUAGGUCUCUGCUUCGGCAGACAUACCAAAGUGUAGGCAUGCGCGUAACAAUGUCUAUGGGAGAAAAAAAAAUAUAAUCCUUGU
Messenger RNA from Dothidotthia symphoricarpi CBS 119687, 799 nucleotides. Its product is annotated as Elf1-domain-containing protein. Gene Ontology annotation, cellular component: transcription elongation factor complex. Gene Ontology annotation, molecular function: RNA polymerase II complex binding. NCBI's taxonomy places the organism in Eukaryota, Fungi, Ascomycota, Dothideomycetes, Pleosporales, Dothidotthiaceae. Bases 183 to 569 code for a protein of 128 amino acids. Gene Ontology annotation, biological process: transcription elongation by RNA polymerase II. The transcript has 4 exons. The record is from RefSeq and is a predicted model, not a curated record.